Messenger RNA from Closterium sp. Naga37s-1, 798 nucleotides. The record is from the annotation of a GenBank genome assembly. NCBI's taxonomy places the organism in Eukaryota, Viridiplantae, Streptophyta, Zygnematophyceae, Desmidiales, Closteriaceae.
AUGCCUCUGUCCCACGUCCUCCUGACCCGCACUCCGUCCUCACUCCUCCCCCUUCCAUUCCCUUCAGUUCGGGCCUUCACGUGGAGGGCGAGGGGGCAGCGCGGCGAGGCAGCAGUGGAGGCGUUCUCUGCUAAAUCCCCGCCUUCCUUCCUUCAGGGCUUCACGGGGGCAGCGCGGCGGGGCAGCAGUGGAGGCCGCGGCGGGACAGCAGUGGAGGCGUUCUCUGCUAAAUCCCCGCCUUCCUUCCUUCAGGGCUUCACGGGGGGCAGCGCGGCGGGGCAGCAGUGGAGGCGUUCUCUGCUAAAUCCCCGCCUUCCUUCCUUCAGGUCUUCACGGGGGCAGCGCGGCGGGGCAGCAGUGGAGGCGUUCUCUGCUAAAUCCCCGCCUUCCUUCCUUCAGGGCUUCACGGGGGGCAGCGCGCGCGGCGGGGCAGCAGUGGAGGCGUUCUCUGCUAAAUCCCCGCCUUCCUUCCUUCAGGGCUUCACGGGGGGCAGCGCGGCGGGGCAGCAGUGGAGGCGUUCUCUGCUAAAUCCCCGCCUUCCUUCCUUCAGGGCUUCAUGGGGGCAGCGCGGCGGGGCAGCAGUGGAGGCGUUCUCUGCUAAAUCCCCGCCUUCCUUCCUUCAGGGCUUCACAGGGGGCAGCGCGGCGGGGCAGCAGUGGAGGCGUUCUCUGCUAAAUCCCCGCCUUCCUUCCUUCAGGGCUUCACGGGGUGUCAGUGGAAGUGGGGCGGCAGGCCGGGUGACACGGACGGAGAUUGAGGUACAACAGCAGAUUGGCGUUGGUGGGGACGCCUCCUGA